GUCGGCCAAAAUAGAGCCUGGCACUGGAGUGUCACCCUGGGGUGCCAACCCCGUGCCUCCGGGUCCCCGGCUUCCCGGUACCCUAGGAGAAACAGCAAGUCGCAGGCCCUCGAGGACUGCGUGGUCUGUACAUUUGCGAAUUUUACCAUGUUUCCCUUGCGCAAUUCUUGCAGAACUCUCCCGUUCACACAAGUUGAUAAUCGUGGAGAAGAAAAUGUAGGCUAGAGGACAACAAGCAGCGUCAAGACACCCCACUCCCACUAGUAAAUAGCUUGGAGAAGGGAGUGCUUUUCCAAACUGCACCGUAGGAGGGAAUAGGACGUUUGCAAACCUAAUUGCCAGGCUUGAGGGUGUGGGUGUCUUCUGCACCCAAAGAGCUUUUGGCCAUUUUUUUUUUUAUUGUGUCCUCGGGGCGUCCUAGGGAGGAGCUGGGGCUGCGGUUUCGCGGCUCUGCGGAGGCCGCUGAGCCGGCUGCCGUAGGCGCUCAGACUUCCUCUCCUCGGCGGUUCCGGGAGGAGAACCUCCAACAGCAAACACCGCCGAAGUUUCCCUCCGAGCGCGCUUGUCAAUCCCCUGAGCGCCCGGCACGUGGGCUGUGGAGUGGCCGAGCGCGAACCUGGAAGUGAGCGCAGCGCAGGCGAAUCUGCACAUUCCUGGCGGCAGCGCCCUGUAGACCCGCACGUAAAGAGGACAGAGUCUUGCUUACAGUAUUAGCACCACAGGGCGCUGCCUCCGCACCCACCCUGCAUCCCGGGAAGGAGAAGACGGGGAAGGUGGAGUGAACGGCCAGAAACCACUAGGGGAGAGGGGCCGCCGCGGAGUCUCUUCCCCGCCGGGGCGCCGCAGCCCCCAGGCCGGCCAUGGCCGACAGCGGCGGCACCGGCAGCUCCGGCCCCUGGUGGAAGUCGCUCUCCAACAGCAGGAAGAAAAGCAAGGAAGCCACGGUGGGGGCGCAGCCUGCAGCCCAGCCCGCCUCCGAGGAGCCGGCGCCGCCCAACCCGGACUGGACUAGCAGCUCCCGGGAGAACCAGCACCCCAAUCUCCUCGGGUGCGCCAGCGAGCCCCCCAAGCCAGACAAGUUGUGUGGGGAGAAAUCAGGUAACAGCCGCCGCAAUUUGAAGAUCUCACGCUCCGGCCGCUUUAAGGAGAAGAGGAAAGCGCGCGCCACGUUGCUGCCAGAGGGAGUCAGGUCAGCAGAGGAGGAGGGCUUCCAAGGGGAGCCCCAAGAAGACAAGCAAUAACCAAGGCUCCGGGGCUGUAGCUCUUCCCACCGCUACCCUUUACCCGCCCACAGUUCUAAAAACCUGAGACUUCGGACCUGCUCCUGUAUUUGGUGUGUCUAAUCCCGCCAAAUUCAGAAUAUUCACACAGUGCCUCUAUGAUUUUUUUCUGGGAAUUGACGUGGCAAUUGAGUUUUCAAUAUUUCAUGACUCAAGGAUGCAUUAAAUAUUUAUUUGUGGUAAGAAAAGAUACCUACCGCUGAGGAGGUUGGGCAUAAUUAAUUGUUUCAAAAGCUGUUCUGGGGCCUGGGCUCCUGGUUCAUGUCACCAUUGGGAAGGAGAAGGGUCCUUCUCUCAGAGAUGGUAACUCAACUUGAACUCCACAGCCCCUCAAUUGAGGAAAGCAAGGUCUUAUUCAGGACUUUGUGGAUCGCAGAUCACAGUUCUGUUUUUAGUGCCUGAAAAACGUACUUUAGAGAUACUUCCACAGACUUACCUCUGAAGUGAAGGGGGGUGGGGUGGGGGAGCAUUAAUUGGAAGCAUUUUAAAGUAAAGCAGGAUUGCUUUUAACGUGGAACUAUAAAACUGUACCGCCUAUUUUAGUGUGCACUAUUAAAAUUGUUGCACUCUUGGACUUAAGGUGACUUGUAUUUUUUCUGUUCCAAGACUGAAACCCAUCAUACUUAACCCAUCAUACAUGCAAAGUCUGAGGUGACAGAGUUAAUCAUUUGCCACACAACAGCUACCAAUGGAAAGCUGCAAGGAAGAGAAAGUUUCCAGAAACCAGCAACACCCAGGCCGGAACCAGUUAGCCAGAUAUCCUUAUUUACUAACCAAAUUCAAGGUAGGGAGACAGAGGUUCAUUAUUCAUUAUUCCAAGAGUCCCCUUUAACUUCAGUGCAUUUUCAUAGCAUACAAUAAGUCACGAUGCUAAUGAUACAUUCUUUUCAGUAUCUGUUGUUAAC
Nycticebus coucang (slow loris) is the source of this 2185-nucleotide messenger RNA. RefSeq names its product proline rich 15 (gene PRR15). The record is from RefSeq and is a predicted model, not a curated record. Bases 861 to 1241 code for a protein of 126 amino acids. The transcript is spliced from 2 exons. NCBI's taxonomy places the organism in Eukaryota, Metazoa, Chordata, Mammalia, Primates, Lorisidae.